Messenger RNA from Closterium sp. NIES-65, 507 nucleotides. Lineage: Eukaryota; Viridiplantae; Streptophyta; Zygnematophyceae; Desmidiales; Closteriaceae. The record is from the annotation of a GenBank genome assembly.
AUGCCGAAACCGGUAACAAGAAGCCAUUUUCUGGCAACAGUUGGCGAAAACGAGAAGAUUAAGGAAAGACGUACAGGGGUCCGGCGCGAGACGGAUUUGCAGGGCGAAACUCGCUUCCUGGAGCCCACCUCCGCCGCCCAAUCAGAAUUGGCCAAGUCGCCUCCCCCCUCCACCUCCAAUUCCUCCUCCCCUGAACCAUCAACGGAUGGCCCGGCUUUGUUGCCAGACCCAGCCUCGUCGACAGGCUCGGGAUCAGGCACGGUGCUAGGCUCGGUGUUGGACUCGGACCCGAGCCAGCGGCGGAGUGUGCAGGUGACGUUUACGUGUGGAGUGUGCGGGGCCCGCACCUCACGGCUGGCGAACCCCCUGGCAUUGAAGAAAGGCACAGUCUUUGUGCAGUGUGGUGGCUGCGAGAAGUUUCAUCGGUUAGUGGAUAAUCUAGGGCUCAUUGUGGAGUACGAUUUCCGAAACGAGAGUGGUAGUGAGAGUGGAAGUGAGAGAGGCUAA